This is a messenger RNA of Strongylus vulgaris, 468 nucleotides long. Lineage: Eukaryota; Metazoa; Nematoda; Chromadorea; Rhabditida; Strongylidae. The record is from the annotation of a GenBank genome assembly.
AUGUAUAAUGCAGCAUCAUUAAGAUUCUCACGUCUUGACACUUCUAAACUUGUUGCAGUAGGUGGAUUUAUGGAUGCAUAUCUCAAUGCUUAUAUUGAGUGUUCUACUACGCAGACUCAUCCACCACCGAAAGUGUUUUUUUGCAAAAAGUUCUUUUUCGUUUUAGAUCCUCCUCCAGAUUUACCAUACUAUGUACGUAGGAAACGGGACCAUAUGCUUCCCCUCUAUCUGAGUCGAAGAAGGGAUUUACUUAACGAGAAGACGCUCGAUUUUGACUAUGUGGAACUUGUCACAAUGAAAAACGUAGAAGGCGAUGUUUUUGCUUGUGAAAAGGAUCUUCGCGAGUUUGUAGAAGAAGAGGUAGGAAAGCCUAUUGGAACUCAUGUUGACGAGUUGAAAGGAAGAAUAGUGAUAAAAGGCGUUGAUCGGUCACUUGUUGAGAAGUUUUUGUUUACAAAGGGAUUUUAG